Lindgomyces ingoldianus is the source of this 2520-nucleotide messenger RNA. Its product is annotated as kinase-like protein. Bases 172 to 2520 code for a protein of 782 amino acids. Gene Ontology annotation, molecular function: protein serine/threonine kinase activity; ATP binding. Lineage: Eukaryota; Fungi; Ascomycota; Dothideomycetes; Pleosporales; Lindgomycetaceae. Gene Ontology annotation, cellular component: cytoplasm. The record is from RefSeq and is a predicted model, not a curated record. Gene Ontology annotation, biological process: protein phosphorylation; intracellular signal transduction. The transcript has 7 exons.
CCCCCUUCUAUCUCGUGCUCUUACCAUUCCAAUUGCCUAGCUGAGACGGAAUAUCCUCUCUGCCUAGUUUCUGGGCCAUCACCUUGUUGCUAGCGAGACUCUCCUGGUACCUUUCAUGUCAAUCCCUUUUCUUAUCACAAUCGUCCUACGCAUAGCUUAAAUAGCUUAAUCAUGCCCCCCCCACCACCGACGAAACAGUCGCUGGACAUCAACAUCCCGGGCAUCUAUUCCUCGGACAAUAUCUCUCUGGGCGUGCCUGCUGUCGGAGAAGGCGGACGGCCUCCUCCAGUGAAGUAUAUGUCUGCCCCCGCAUAUCACAGCCCUCUCCGACAUCACAAGCGAGCAGCCUCCUCCACGAGGCCCGUGAAGGAAACGCUCAACGCUCGCUCCGAGUACAGCAACAGCGAAGAUGACGGAACCGCCCAGCACCGCAUCAAUCAAUACCUGAUAAAGCAGGAGAUAGGCCGGGGAUCGUUCGGAGCAGUACAUCUCGCCGUGGAUCAGUAUGGGCAAGAAUAUGCUGUUAAGGAAUUCUCCAAGUCCCGCCUGCGGAAGCGGGCCCAGUCCAACCUACUCCGUCGCCCGAGUGCGAGGCGGCGACGCCAGGGAGCACUCGCGGCUGGCCUAGGAUUCAACUCGCCGCUGCAUCGGCAUUCGUCUUCUGAGGCGGAGAAUAACUCUCUGGACCUGAUAAAGGAGGAGAUCGCCAUCAUGAAGAAGCUGAACCAUCCGAACGUAGUGUCGCUUAUCGAGGUGCUCGACGACCCUGAAGAAGACUCUCUGUACAUGGUCAUGGAAAUGUGCAAGAAGGGCGUUGUGAUGCAGGUAGGCCUUGAAGAGCGGGCAGAUCCCUACGAUGAGGAACACUGCCGAUGCUGGUUUCGAGACAUGAUAUUGGGCAUUGAGUAUCUUCACGCUCAAGGAAUCAUACACCGAGACAUCAAGCCCGACAAUUGUCUCGUAACCGACGAUGACGUCCUGAAAAUUGUCGACUUCGGCGUGUCAGAGAUGUUUGAGAAAGAGUCAGAGAUGAAGACUGCCAAAUCUGCUGGCUCGCCCGCUUUCAUGCCUCCCGAGCUGUGUGUUGCCAAACACGGGCAGGUUUCGGGGAAGGCCGCCGAUAUUUGGUCGAUGGGAGUUACACUUUUCUGUUUACUGUUCGGCAGGAUCCCAUUCGAGAAAACCGGCAUGAUCGACUUAUAUCAAUCAAUACGAAAUGACGUCCCGGAUCUUGGGCCGAAGUGCACUGAAGAUCUUCGCGACCUGCUACUGAGGGUUCUAGAAAAGGAGCCAAAUAAGCGAAUCAGGAUGGACGAACUCAGAGAACAUCCAUGGGUUACAAGGCGAGGGACAGACCCUCUACUACCAACAUCGGAAAAUGUUGCUAUUAUUGUCGAAGAACCCACAGAUGAAGAAGUCAAUGCUGCUAUUACAGGGAACAUGGGUCAUCUUGUGACAGUCGUUCGAGCCGUAAAACGCUUCAAGCAGCUACUCUUUCGGAGACGACCCGAACUAAUGGAGGGUAUUUUGGGUAGCGCAUCUCGUAUCGUACAGCCUCCCCUUUCAAUUCGGCCUUCACAAUUGCGGAAAUCGAAGUCUCAAGACACCGAUAAUCGCCGACCCAUCGAAGGAGCACUCACAACCGAGGGGAUUCAUCGAGUUAUUAAAGUGGACGAUAACGACAAGCGGGUUCCAGACUAUGCCGACGAAAUGGAAUUUGCAAAGCCCGGUCUACUUUCCCCGAUACUUCGAAACGGAGGCCCAUCAAAGGGUGCCAUUACAAGCGGCCCAGAGAUCCGCCAGCCCCCCCACAUCACUGACGCAAAAGUCAUCCAUGAUAACAUGUUGUUUCGCCCACCACAAGCAUCCCAACCCAUCGCCAUCCCCAACCUUCCUGGCAGCUCCACACCCGCAACACCAGUCGGUAAAGGCCACGCUCACGAUCCGCUCGAAGACACUCUUUUCCUAAAUAUCGGUACCGGCGAAGACACGCCACCCGAAACUGCCAGCCAACCCAUCGUCUCGGAAUCACCCUCCGCCGUCGACAUGGACGUCUACGAAACUGCAUACCAAGAAGAAAUCCAACGUAUCCUCAAACGAAAAGAAGGCCGUCGCCCAACGCUCUACCUCACCCGCCGCGUCGAAAACAUCAAAGCAAUCCGCGAAAAUGAAUGCAUCUUCGACUCAGGCCGUGCAGUUGGCAACGAGCUUAAAGGGGGUUUGAAGGCGAUUGUAGAGCGUGCAAAAAAGGGCGUAGAAGAGCGGGGUGAGGCGCAGAAGGUGGUGGAGGGAAAGGAGGGUCUCUUGUCAAGGGGACUAAGAGGCGCAAGGGAAUUUAGGGAUCUAGUAGAUGAGGCGAGACAGCAAGUCAGGGAGCAGGAGAGGAGUAGGAGUUCGACGCCGCAACCGGGGGAGAGGAGGAAGGGGAGGGAUGCGGGGUCUGAGACUGGGACUGAGACUGGGGCUGGGGAUGGGAGUAGAAAUGUGACCCCGGUUAGUGAGACGAGGGGGAUGAUGUAA